Molecule: messenger RNA, 521 nt
Organism: Carassius carassius (crucian carp)
Lineage: Eukaryota; Metazoa; Chordata; Actinopteri; Cypriniformes; Cyprinidae
Product: prosaposin-like
Exons: 5
Coding region: 73-438 (121 amino acids)
Biological process (GO): defense response to bacterium; lipid metabolic process
Source: RefSeq, a predicted model, not a curated record
CUUCUGAUGAGCACAUCUGAACCUCGAUUCUGAAAACUUCAUCUUCACACUGGUUAGAGAUCCUCUGCUAAGAUGCUCCGCAACAUCUUUCUUGUCAGCUUGCUCAUAUAUGCAGUCUGUGGAGCUCAUUGGGAGAUCCGUGAGGUGGACUCUGCUGAGGACCAAGAUGAAGAGAUCUCUGCUGAUGGCAUGCCGAAACAGCAGUCAAUUGGUGAAUGCAUUAUAUGCAAAACGAUAGUAAAGGCGGUGAAAACAUUACUCUCCCAUAAACCAACGGUGGAAGAAAUCAAAACCAAGCUGAAAAAGGUCUGUGCUAUAUUUGACCACAGGAAAGAUUCGUGUGAAAACUUCAUUGAGACGUAUAUUAAGAAGCUGGUCGAUGAGCUGAUGACAGAUGACGCCCCAAACAAAGUCUGCUCUUUAAUUCUUAUCUGCUAAUAGGUCAGAACCAUAAAGGAGAUCAUUUUUGUACACGAUCAACCUCAUGACAAUUUCUGAAUGAGAAUAAAUUUGGGGAUCCC